Messenger RNA from Plasmopara halstedii, 150 nucleotides. RefSeq lists its product as uncharacterized. The record is from RefSeq and is a predicted model, not a curated record. The coding region runs from base 1 to 150 and encodes 49 amino acids. Lineage: Eukaryota; Oomycota; Peronosporomycetes; Peronosporales; Peronosporaceae. The transcript is spliced from 2 exons.
AUGCAGUUCAGAUUAAUCUUUAUUGACACAUCUCGUGUGGCGUGGUCAGCUGCUCAACAGCUAAUACAUGCUGUAGAGUUUCGCGUCCAGAUUCGACAUGAUCUCACACGAAAUACACUUCCAGCUAUCUAUGCUUGCACAAGGGCUUGA